Ziziphus jujuba (common jujube) is the source of this 1520-nucleotide messenger RNA. RefSeq names its product uric acid degradation bifunctional protein TTL. Gene Ontology annotation, molecular function: carboxy-lyase activity; hydroxyisourate hydrolase activity. Bases 282 to 1295 code for a protein of 337 amino acids. The transcript has 5 exons. The record is from RefSeq and is a predicted model, not a curated record. Gene Ontology annotation, biological process: purine nucleobase metabolic process. NCBI's taxonomy places the organism in Eukaryota, Viridiplantae, Streptophyta, Magnoliopsida, Rosales, Rhamnaceae.
UUGACAGAAAAAAAGAAAAAAGACGGAUAAUUUUUAAGUAUUAUUCGUCAUAAUUAGAUAAGUUGUUUUCGUUUUAUAUUUUUAUUUUUGACAAGUUACUUUGUUAUUGGUUAAGAUCACCGUUUCCGUCUUUUUUGUGCCAGUAAAGAGUGAAAGAGCAAGGUCAAGCAAAGAAAAACAAAAAAAAAAAAAAAGAGUUUUUAUAAUUUCUGUCGUUCCAAAUUCUCAAACUUUUCCACUAAUUAUUGAAUUUCUAAGAGAACCCAGAAAGAGAAAGAGAAAUGGCAGCGAAAACUAUAGCGGUUGGUGAAGAUGAGUUGGUAGCAUGCUGUGGAAGCACCAGAUUCGCUCAAGAAUUGGCAAAGGCCUCGCCUUUCUCGUCUCUCGAGGAGGCCAUCGCCGCCGCACGUGAUGUCUGGUUCAACAAGGUCGACGUCAAUGGCUGUCUCCAAGCUUUCUCUGCUCAUCCACAGAUUGGACAACAAACCCCUUCUUCUUCGGCUCAUCCAACCAGUGCCCAAUGGAGUAAAGGAGAGCAAUCCACUGCUUUCGCAACUGCUACUACUUCUAGCUUACAGCAACUGGCUGAAUGGAAUGCUCGCUAUUAUCAAAAGUUUGGUUUCGUGUUUCUCAUAUGUGCAUCCGGGAGGAGCACUGAAGAAAUACUUGCUGAAUUGAAGAAACGAUUUCCAAACAGGCCUAUAGUUGAGUUCGAGAUUGCAGCUCAGGAGCAGAUGAAAAUAACAGAGCUUCGUCUUGCAAAGCUUUUUUCUUCUAAAGCAAAAGAAACUUCGACAGGAGACCAUUAUCCUGCAGCUGUUGCUAAGAAAGCAGAAGAAGAUCGUGUGAGCAUCAUAGGAGGGCAUCUAACUGCUGCUUCAGAAGUUUCAGCUGGGAAAACAAUCCAAGCUCCAUCUCGAACACGUCCUCCUAUUACAACCCAUGUUUUGGAUGUUUCUCGAGGAUCGCCAGCUGCUGGAGUCGAGGUAUAUUUAGAGAUUUGGAAAGGUCCUCAUCCUCGUCCAGUAUUUGGUGAAUCAGAUGCAGGUGGGUGGGUAUUUCAGGGUUCUUCAACCACAGAUAAUGAUGGACGAAGUGGUCAACUAAUGAGCAUAGUUGAUGUAGUUAACCCAGGGAUAUACAGGAUAAGUUUCAACACAAGUAAGUAUUGUCCAACUGGGUUCUUUCCAUAUGUUUCUAUUAUCUUUGAGAUCAAGGAGUCACAGAAGCGGGAACAUUUUCAUGUACCCCUGCUACUUUCACCAUUCUCGUUCACUACUUAUCGAGGAAGUUAAAAAUUGUGUGCUGAGGAUGCCAUCGAUGAUAUUUAGUCGUUAAACUUGUUAAUGUUUUCUGAUUUAUAGGCAUGAAAUGAAUUUGAAGGUGCGAGGAAGUUAUAUUAUUGGACAAUAAUUUCAUUGGCAAUAUGAUGUUGGUUUGUAGUUCUACUGAUGUGAAAUAUGUAUCCAUGUAAAUAUUGAAGGAAAAAUAAUGCCUUUGCCUAUCCGUUUCAUUUUAGA